Molecule: messenger RNA, 1759 nt
Organism: Xyrauchen texanus (razorback sucker)
Lineage: Eukaryota; Metazoa; Chordata; Actinopteri; Cypriniformes; Catostomidae
Product: H2.0-like homeobox protein
Exons: 4
Coding region: 105-1202 (365 amino acids)
Biological process (GO): regulation of DNA-templated transcription
Molecular function (GO): DNA-binding transcription factor activity, RNA polymerase II-specific; sequence-specific DNA binding
Source: RefSeq, a predicted model, not a curated record
UUUUUGGACCGCUGUCUGGAGAUGCAUACUUGAGGAGAGACGCGAGAGAGGGCAACUUCUGCUUGCAGUCAUUACGUGUAGUGCGCUUGGCUUCUCCAGCAAGGAUGUAUACGACGGGACUGAACCCCUUUUACGCAUCGAAUUUUAGCCUUUGGACUGCGUACUGUUCGGGCGGUUUUGCGGUGGAUACCAUGAAAAAACCCUCGUUUUGCAUUGCUGAUAUUCUGCACGUUGGAGAGGCUGAAAACAUCCCCGGGUCAUCGGCGAUUAUGGCCCAUAUCGGGGCCCGCGCGCAAGUUCACUCGUCGGGCUCUCCGCUGCGCCCUUCCCCGGUCACUCCGGACGCGUCGCCGGUGUUCAGCGCAAGGGUGACUCCCGCGUCUGCGUAUCACAGGCAUGGAAUACACUUGACAUCUGUGUCCAGAGCCGCGAUUAACGCGCAAUGCGCGCCUCCACUGUCCAGUAAAGACCUGAAAUUCGGAAUUGAUCGGAUAUUAUCGGCAGACUUCGAGCCAAAUGCGAAAGAAACUUUAUUAAGAGAUCUCACGUCGAUUGUUAGUCCGAAUCGGCAGUCAGCAGUCCAUGUAUCUGCGAGCCCGUACUUCGCGUCCAUGAGCGAAACCUCCUCCAUGAUGGGUUCUAUAGGCAAUGCCACCAGACAUUCAGGGCCACAUCAGUUUCAGGACACCUUCCCAGGGCCGUAUGCAGUUCUAUCCAAAGACACAAUGCCACAGACCUACAAGAGAAAAAGGUCCUGGUCCAGAGCCGUGUUCUCCAACCUCCAGAGAAAAGGUCUCGAGAAACGUUUCGAAAUCCAAAAGUAUGUCACGAAACCGGACCGGAAACAACUGGCCGCGAUGCUGGGACUCACCGAUGCACAGGUCAAAGUUUGGUUCCAGAACCGACGUAUGAAAUGGAGGCAUUCCAAGGAAGCGCAGGCCCAGAAGGACAAAGAGAAAGAGGACAAACCGGAUAAAUCCGCGACCGAGUCCGAACAGAAAGAGCGCGACGAUUCCGAAUGCGAAAGUGAAGCGAGCGAGUCCGAAUUCGAGGAUGCGCCAGAUGACAAAAGCGACCUGGACAUUUUGGAACUCGAUAAAGCCGGUGUGAUUAUUCCAGGACCGGGUCCCGUGAGCGCAGAGGACACAUCCACAACAGACUGCGUGACAGAACCGAGCACAGCGACGCAAAUGCUGCUCUGAGGGGCCGGGAAUCGAAUCAUCUGAUGUGAACAAAUACUAUACAGGCCACAAUUGAAGUGUCUUACAAGACAGACUUGAGCCAUCGUUUCAUCGUGAAACAGAAGCAUCCUUUAACAAGCGGAAACAUCGCUUGACCUUCCCAAAUCACUUGCAAUUGUUUAUAUUGAUUUCAGAAUUGCAGGGGGGUAGCAGUCAUUUUAAAAGUGGGGGGACACAGCUGGCAGAUCGAUCUUUGAUCCUACAGUUUGUCCACACCAACAUGGAUGUAAAAACAGGAGCUGAUAUUAAAAAUAGCUUUACAUAUUUAACACCGAUCUAAUAAUCUGAUUAAAUUGGCCAAAACAACCGAUCAAACUAUUACCAGUUAAGCAACUUAACGAAGACUCACACGUCACAUAAAACCACCUUUUUAAAGAGUGCGGGGGACGUGUCCCCCCGUGGCUGCUACGCCCUUGGGGAAUUGAUUGUUCAUGAAUUAAGACAUUUUGUUAAACUUGAUUGUAUUAUAUUUUGUCUGUAAGUAUUUGCACUGAACAUGUAAAUAAAAGUUUGUUACU